This is a messenger RNA of Saccharomyces eubayanus, 1413 nucleotides long. It is a transcript of the gene WTM2, whose product is annotated as transcriptional modulator. Gene Ontology annotation, molecular function: histone binding. The record is from RefSeq and is a predicted model, not a curated record. Gene Ontology annotation, biological process: regulation of gene expression. Gene Ontology annotation, cellular component: cytoplasm; Rpd3L-Expanded complex; Rpd3L complex. Bases 1 to 1413 code for a protein of 470 amino acids. Lineage: Eukaryota; Fungi; Ascomycota; Saccharomycetes; Saccharomycetales; Saccharomycetaceae. The transcript has a single exon.
AUGGCAAAGAGCAAGUCCAAUCAGGGUGCGAGUGGAGCACGCCGCAAGCCUGCACCUUCUUUAUACCAACACAUCUCUAGCUUCAAGCCGCAAUUCAGCGCUCGGGUUGAUGACGUGUUACACUUCAGCAAGACGGUGGCGUGGAGAAGCGAGAUCAUUCCUGAUAAGUCCAAAGGCACUUUGACGACCAGUCUUUUAUACUCUCAAGGGAGCGAUAUCUACGAAAUCGAUGCCACUUUACCAUUGAAAACAUUCUACGACGAUGACGACGACGAUGACGACGAUGACGACGACGACGGUGGCAACAAAGAAAGCUCUAAAACUAAAUCCGCAACCUUCCCAAACCCUGAGUACGGCGACGCCUUYCAUGACAUUGAUGGUACGCUAUUGCGCCCCAAAUGGAUCUACCAAGGCGAGACAGUGGCCAAGAUGCAGUACUUAGAAAGCUCGGAUGACAGUACGGCAAUCGCGAUGUCUAAAAAUGGCUCUUUGGCGUGGUUUAGGGAUGAUAUCAAAGUGCCCGUCCAUAUCGUUCAGGAGAUGAUGGGUCCUGCCACCAGUUACGCUAGCAUGCACUCGCUCACCAGACCCGGCUCCCUGGCGGUGGCCGAUUUCGAUGUGUCUACCAACAUGGACACGGUAGUAAAAUCACAAAGCAAUGGCUACGAGGAAGACAGCAUUCUGAAAAUCAUCGAUAACUCGGAUAGACCGGGAGACAUCUUACGCACCGUACACGUUCCGGGAACCACGGUAACCCAUUCGGUGCGGUUUUUCAACAACCAUCUAUUUGCAUCAUGCUCAGAUGAUAACAUUUUGAGGUUCUGGGAUACAAGAACGGCAGACAAGCCGCUUUGGAUUCUGAGCGAGCCACAGAAUGGCCGGCUCACGUCGUUCGACUCAUCGCAAGUCACUGAGAACUUGUUCGUCACAGGCUUCAGCACGGGGGUCAUCAAGCUAUGGGAUGCGCGCGCCGUGCAACAAGCCACGACUGACCUCACGUACAGACAAAAUGGCGAGGAUCCCAUCCAAAACGAGAUAGCCAAGCUGUUCCAUUCCGGCGGCGACUCCGUCGUGGACAUCUUGUUCUCUCAAACUUCUGCCACAGAAUUUGUCACGGUGGGGGGAACGGGCAACGUGUAUCACUGGGACAUGGAGUAUUCCUUCUCGAGAAACGACGAUGACAACGGAGAUGACGUGCAAGUGGCCGCCCCAGAGGAACUACAGGGCCAAUGUCUGAAGUUUUUCCACACAGGUGGAACAAGAAGAUCAAGUAACCAAUUCGGCAAGAGAAACACCGUGGCGUUGCACCCGGUAAUUAACGAUUUCGUCGGUACCGUGGACUCAGAUAGUCUCGUUACAGCUUACAAACCAUUCCUCGCCAGCGACUUCAUUGGGAGAGGUUAUGACGACUAA